Lachancea dasiensis is the source of this 876-nucleotide messenger RNA. NCBI's taxonomy places the organism in Eukaryota, Fungi, Ascomycota, Saccharomycetes, Saccharomycetales, Saccharomycetaceae. The record is from the annotation of a GenBank genome assembly.
AUGAGGUUCUUACUUGCUAAUCCACCAGUUCGCUUGCAGAUCUUACAGCUGGGGCAGAUAAGGCAAUUCUCUCAGACCAAUUCGAUCCAGGGACCUAAGGCAGUGAAGUUUUUGAAAGCUCAGAGGAAAAGACAACUUAAUGAGGCCAAACAAUUGAAGCUACAAACUGCUUUGGAUACCGUUGAUCCUGUUUUUGGUCGCAGCAAUACCCCUUUUGUCAUUCGUACGCUUGCGGAAUUGAAAGAACCCAAGGUACUAGCCCAAGGUUUCCAGGCUCAAGAGGUGGAAAAACUUUUAGCCUCCGUUGAAGCGGCUAGAAAGGAACAACUGGAACUUGCAGGUUUCAAUAACUCUUCAUUGGACUCGAAGAGUGAUUUGGCAUCUUUAGAAAGCUUAGAAUCCAAGCGAGAAUCGAUCUUGAGAAUACUAAGCAUGAGGAAUGCUAGCAACAAAGAUGCCAUGAAGCUUGUAGUGCGUCAGGCUAGGGAGGAAUUUCAGAGGUUUGAAGGUGACACUGGUUCCAGUGAGGUGCAGGCCGCGAUAAUGACUGUCCGUAUUCAAAAUUUGGCGAAGCACGUCCAAGAAAACAAAAACGAUCAGAAGAACACCAGGAUACUCAGAAUGUUGGUACAACAAAGGCAAAAGAUAUUGAGGUACCUAAAAAGGGACAAGCCUGAAAAAUAUUUCUGGACGAUUCAAAAGCUAGGUUUAAGUGAUAAUUCAGUGGUAAGUGAGUUCAACAUGGAUAGACGCUACAUGCAGGACUACAAGUUCUUCGGCGACCGCAUCCUCAUCAAGGAUUCUAAAAAGGUAGCUGAUAAGAAACGUAGAGAUCUCCGUAAGCAGAAGAGAUCUGCUAGAAGAGCUCAGAUUUAA